Camelina sativa (false flax) is the source of this 4075-nucleotide messenger RNA. Its product is annotated as coatomer subunit alpha-1. Gene Ontology annotation, biological process: intra-Golgi vesicle-mediated transport; endoplasmic reticulum to Golgi vesicle-mediated transport; retrograde vesicle-mediated transport, Golgi to endoplasmic reticulum. Gene Ontology annotation, cellular component: COPI vesicle coat. Lineage: Eukaryota; Viridiplantae; Streptophyta; Magnoliopsida; Brassicales; Brassicaceae. The record is from RefSeq and is a predicted model, not a curated record. Gene Ontology annotation, molecular function: structural molecule activity; protein binding.
UUUUAUCCCAAAUUAACGCAAAAGAGAGAAUUCGAGAUCUGGCCUCUCCUCUCCUCUCCUCUCUUAGGCAUAGCGACUCACUCAGAUCUAUUAUACCUUCUUCUUCUUCUUCCUCCUCUUCUCCUUCUUCGUUUCGUUUCCGAACUCAUCUGAAUCUGUGAGUGCAUUAUCGGGAGAUUAUUACUAUGUUGACAAAGUUCGAGACGAAGAAUAACAGAGUUAAGGGUCUUAGCUUUCACCCUAAAAGACCAUGGAUCCUCGCGAGUUUGCACAGUGGCGUGAUCCAGCUUUGGGAUUAUCGUAUGGGUACUUUGAUCGAUAGAUUCGACGAGCACGAAGGACCUGUUCGUGGUGUUCACUUCCACAAUUCUCAGUCUCUCUUCGUCUCCGGAGGGGAUGAUUACAAGAUUAAAGUGUGGAACUACAAAACACACAGGUGCCUUUUCACUCUUCUUGGGCAUCUUGAUUAUAUCCGCACGGUUCAGUUCCAUCAUGAGUACCCUUGGAUUGUGAGUGCCAGUGACGAUCAGACUAUCCGUAUAUGGAACUGGCAAUCACGGACUUGUGUUUCUGUCUUGACUGGUCACAAUCAUUAUGUUAUGUGUGCCUCUUUCCACCCAAAAGAAGACCUCGUUGUAUCAGCUUCCUUAGAUCAGACUGUUCGUGUUUGGGAUAUUGGUGCUCUUAGGAAGAAGACUGUCUCUCCUGCUGAUGACAUCAUGAGGUUGACUCAGAUGAAUAGUGAUCUUUUUGGUGGAGUUGAUGCCAUUGUCAAGUACGUCCUUGAAGGUCAUGACAGAGGUGUAAACUGGGCUGCUUUUCAUCCCUCCCUGCCUCUUAUUGUCUCUGGUGCAGAUGACCGCCAAGUAAAGCUUUGGCGUAUGAACGAAACUAAAGCUUGGGAGGUGGAUACAUUGCGAGGCCAUAUGAAUAACGUUUCAUCUGUUAUGUUCCAUGCAAAACAGGACAUAAUUGUAUCAAACUCUGAAGAUAAGAGCAUCCGUGUCUGGGAUGCUACCAAGCGAACUGGACUUCAAACUUUCCGUCGUGAACAUGAUAGAUUCUGGAUUCUUGCAGUUCACCCUGAGAUGAAUUUACUAGCAGCAGGACAUGACAGUGGCAUGAUCGUGUUCAAACUUGAGAGAGAACGUCCUGCAUUUGCUUUGAGUGGUGAUUCUUUGUUCUAUGCCAAGGAUAGAUUCUUGCGGUACUACGAAUAUUCUACUCAAAGAGACUCCCAAGUUAUCCCUAUACGGCGUCCUGGUACUCCAAGCUUGAAUCAAAGUCCGAGGACUCUAUCAUACAGUCCGACUGAAAAUGCAGUUUUGAUCUGCUCAGAUCUGGAUGGUGGUUCUUAUGAGUUGUACAUCAUACCGAAAGAUAGUGUUGGCAGGAGUGACGUUGUGCAAGAUGCAAAGAGAGGGACAGGUGGCUCUGCAGUAUUCAUUGCCCGUAACCGGUUUGCUGUUCUCGAGAAAAGCACCAGCCAGGUGCUAGUCAAGAAUCUAAAGAAUGAGGUGGUUAAAAAGAGUUCUCUUCCUAUCCCCACCGAUGCUAUCUUUUAUGCCGGAACUGGAAAUUUACUUUGUCGAUCUGAGGAUAAAGUAGUUAUAUUUGACCUCCAGCAAAGGCUUGUUCUUGGUGAACUUCAGACACCAUUUGUUAGGUACGUUGUUUGGUCUAGUGAUAUGGAGAGUGUUGCUUUGCUCAGCAAACAUACUAUAAUUAUCGCGAGCAAAAAACUUGUUCUCCAGUGCACGCUUCAUGAGACGAUACGUGUGAAAAGUGGAGCUUGGGACGAUAAUGGUGUCUUCAUUUACACGACUUUGAAUCAUAUCAAGUACUGUCUUCCGAAUGGAGAUAGUGGAAUCAUCCGAACCCUGGAUGUCCCAAUCUAUAUCACCAAGGUGUCUGGUAAUACAAUAUUUUGCUUGGAUCGGGAUGGGAAAAACAAUGCUAUCUCCAUUAAUGCAACCGAGUACAUUUUCAAGCUUUCACUUCUGAGAAAGAGAUAUGAUCAUGUAAUGAGCAUGAUAAAAAACUCCCAGCUAUGUGGACAGGCUAUGAUUGCUUACCUGCAGCAGAAAGGAUUCCCUGAGGUUGCCCUCCAUUUUGUUGAAGAUGAGAGGAUCCGAUUCAACCUGGCUCUUGAAAGUGGCAACAUCAGUGUGGCUGUUGCGUCCGCUACACAGAUUAACGAGAAAGACCACUGGUAUAAACUUGGGGUGGAGGCUCUUCGCCAAGGUAAUUCUGGAAUUGUUGAGUUUGCAUACCAGCAGACAAAGAACUUUGAGAGGUUAUCGUUUCUUUAUCUCAUUACUGGUAAUUUGGACAAGCUUUCAAAGUUGAUGAAGAUUGCGGAAGUGAAGAACAACGUGAUGGGUCAGUUUCACAAUGCUCUCUACCUAGGAGAUGUUAAAGAGCGUGUUAAAAUUCUGGAGAAUGCUGGUCAUUUGCCUCUAGCUUAUAUCACGGCUUCGGUUCAUGGCUUAAAUGAUAUUGCUGAGCGACUGGCAACCGAGCUAGGAGACAACGUGCCCUCAUUGCCUGAAGGGAAAACUCCAUCGCUUCUUAUGCCACCGACACCAGUCAUGUGUGGUGGUGAUUGGCCUCUUCUGAGAGUGAUGAAAGGAAUAUUUGAAGGAGGACUUGAGAGUGCAGACAGAGGAGGUACUGCUGAUGAAGAAGAUGUUGAUGGCGAUUGGGGUGAGGAACUUGACAUAAAUGUUGAUGGAAUGGAAAACAGAGACAUUGAAGACAUUUUGGCGGCUGCUGAAGGAGGUGAAGAAGAUAACGAUGAGGAAGUUGGAUGGGGACUUGAAGACUUGGAUCUCCCACCAGAGCUUGACACUCCUAAAGCCUCUGCUAAUGCACGUUCUUCGGUUUUUGUGACACCUCCCCAAGGUAUGCCCGUAAGUCAGAUCUGGAGCCAGAAAUCUUCUCUUGCUGCUGAGCAAGCUGCAGCUGGAAGCUUCGACACUGCAAUGCGUCUGCUCCACAGACAGCUUGGUAUAAAGAACUUUACACCUUUGAAAUCGAUGUUUCUUGAUCUGUUCAAUGGCAGUCAUAGCUAUCUGCGUGCGUUUUCUUCAUCUCCUGUUGUUCCACUUGCCAUUGAGCGAGGAUUGAGCGAGUCUUCCAGUCCCAACGUCCGUGGCCCACCAGCUCUUGUUUAUGAUUUCUCUCAGCUAGACGAGAAGCUCAAAUCUGGCUACAAAGCCACAACAAGUGGGAAAUUCACUGAGGCUCUCCGUCUCUUCCUUUCUAUCCUCCACACCAUCCCUCUAGUGGUAGUCGAGACAAGAAGAGAAGUCGAUGAGGUUAAGGAACUAAUCGUUAUCGUUAAAGAAUAUGUCCUUGGUCUUCAAAUGGAGCUCAGGAGGAGAGAAAUGAGAGAUGAUCCGGUGAGGCAGCAAGAGCUCGCUGCUUACUUCACUCACUGCAACCUCCAAACACCUCACUUACGGCUCGCGCUGCUUAGUGCAAUGGGCGUCUGCUACAAGGCAAAGAACCUCGCAACUGCUUAUAAUUUCGCAAGAAGGCUGUUGGAAUCAAACCCAGUGGAGAACCAGGCCAAGAUGGCAAGACAAGUUGUGCAAGCCGCUGAACGUAACAUGACCGACGCAACCAAGCUAAACUACGACUUCAGAAACCCGUUUGUGAUAUGUGGGUCCACAUAUGUCCCGAUCUACAAAGGACAGAAAGACGUUUCAUGUCCUUACUGUACGGCCCGGUUUGUACCAAGCCAAGAAGGAAACAUAUGCACAGUCUGUGAUCUAGCAGUGAUUGGUGCAGACGCAUCUGGUUUGCUAUGCUCUCCAUCUCAAGUCCGUUGAUCAGUUCAGAUUCAUUAUCAAUACAGAGAUACUUCAUUAACAGAAAUAAGAGUGUUGAGCUUUUCGUUUUGUGAUUUUGGUGUACUUACCAAUCAGGUUUGUGGAUUUUUCUCGUUGCAGGUCCUAUUACUCUUUUUUUUUUUUUUUAAGUCUUUUAAAGUUGUUUCUUAUCUUUUAGCAACAACGACACAUGAGUACUUUAGCUUCGUGCUUUAUAUAAUCUUUUUUGAUGCAUAGUA